GUACAAUAUUUAAGUGUGUGAUUCAUACAUAUAGUUGUAUUAUUCUUCCUUUCCUUGAAAUACAAAAAUAAAUGUUUAAAAUGUGUACUUCAUACGUAUUCUAAAAGAUGAACUGAAAUAAAAAUGCAACAAAACAGUUUAUCUAAAGCGACAGGGAAAGUUGGUUUAACAAUAGGACGUUCCUUAACCGUUUCCAACCUUCACCAAAAGAGAGAACAUGGACAUCGUACUCGUUGCAAAUCCUAUCAUGAUGAAUCAAAGACUCUUCAUCAAGUACAGAGUACAAGGCAUAAAAAGAAAUCAAGCAGAAGUUCAAAAGUUAUGUAUCCGGCUAAAUGCAUGUCAAUUAUGAAGCUGACAGCCAUUGCUUAUGGAGGUAUUAUUGCCAAAGAAAAUGAGCAAGAGAUGAAAAGGGUUCCGAGUAUAUCCGAAUUGAACGAGUUUAGCAAGAAAAUGAAAAGAUCAAGUAAAACGAUUCACCCUCAAUCAUCUGAGCCACAACUGGAAUUUCCAGAUUUAAGAACAUUUGACGACAAUAAAGGAUUUUUGUGUGACCAAGAACAAGCGUUUCAAGAGAAACGAAAAAAGGAAAUACGUAGUUCAUUAGAUAAACUACUGAAAACAGAGUUAAAUAUAGAUAGUGUUCCACAUAUAGCCCUGAUGGGGUCAGGUGGAGGAUAUAGAGCUAUGGUAGCCAUGUCCGGGAUAAUGAAUGCCCUGUAUGAUACAAACAUUCUUGAUUGUAUCUUGUAUACUGCAGCGCUGUCUGGUUCGUCGUGGUAUAUUGCAACACUGUACUCUGAUCCUGAUUGGCCAAAUAUUAAUCCAAAGAAAAUUCAAGAGAAGAUGAAGACUGCUAUUAGUGUAAAUCCUACAAACAUUCCCGCAAUACUAUUCCAUGGUCUGAAACUGUUUUCAAAGAAACUGAAAGGAAAAGAAUGGAACCUAACAACAGAUGUAUUUGCACCGACUUUGGGAAAGGUGCUGAUACCAAAGAGGUUAAAAUGUAAAUGGAGCGAUCAGGCAGACAAAUUGUCAGAAGGAAAAGUUCCAUUACCACUGUUAGCAGCUAUUCAUGCCAAAGACCAACAGAGUGCACAAACAUUUCAUGAAUGGGUAGAAUUUUCUCCUUACGAAGUGAUCAUUCCAAAGUAUGGAGCAGCAAUAAACAUGAGAAAUUUUGGUAGCGAAUUUGAUAAAGGAGUUCUAACAAAACAGAACAAAGAGAUCCCUCUUUAUGGAAUAAUGGGUAUAUGUGGAAGUGCUUAUACGCAGAAUCUUGAAGAGAUGGAACACAAAGGUUCCUGUUUCUUUAUGAAAAAAAAGAAUAAGUUAAAAUCCAAAAAGCAGAAUGUUGCUACCCAAAUCAAAAUGAGAGACCAACUGGAUACACAAGGAUCUGAAGGUUUUGAUGAAUUGGACGGUCCCUGCAGAAAUCAUAAUGAUACCGACAUCGAUUCAUACCAGCCUGACAACUCCAUCAAAUCAUCAGAUUAUGAUGGUCAAGAAGGUAAAGAAACAAAUGUGUUUCUACUUUCUGACAGUAACGAUUCAUCAGAUGAAGAAGACGAAGAUUAUUGGAUACAUCAAUCAGUUCAAUCAGAACUAAGUAUGGAGGAAAAGGAAGAACUGGAAGACUUGUUCAACACAGCAUGUCAGAUUCAAGAAGAAGAGAGCGAUCCAAAACUAAUUGAAAAGAUUAGAAGUGAGAGUGUUUUCGAUGAAGAUGAGGUAACAGAGAAAAAUGAGGAACGAUAUCAAAUGCAGAACGAUUCAGUAAAUACGGCCGAUGAAAUUGAUGGGUAUUUUGUUGACACAUAUAUGAAGCAACCUCUGAAGGAAUUGUUCUUAAAGAGUAGACGUCAUAGAGCAGCGGAAAUUAAUAACUUUUUGCGAAAAAUUUCUUUUGAUGAAACUGACAGUUGGUAUCCGUUAAGAGAUAGAAUACCUUUAUUUGAGAACUACUUGAAGAAUGACCUUGAGAAGUUAUGUUUAAUCGAUGCUGGUUUAGCGUUUAACUCUCCGUAUCCACUUCUCUUCCAACCCGGUAGAGACGUAGACCUCAUCUUGUCGUUUGAUUUUACAGACAGAAAAAAAGAUUCCAAUGACCCUUUCAAGACAAUACUAAAAGCGGAAGCUUGGGCAAGAAAACAUGAUAUCAAAUUUCCACACAUCAAUGUUGAAAAGUAUAAAGGAAACAAAGUACAAGAACUGUACAUUUUUGAAGAUGAAAAAGAUCCUAAAUGUCCUAUUAUCAUGCAUUUUGUACUGGUGAACAAUGAAUUCCGCACGUUUAAAAGUCCAAGAGUAGAACGAAGUGACAUUGAAAAGGAAUUUGCUAAUUUCACAAUUUUUGAUGAUCAGUCAACAUUCCACUGCACCAACUUCCAGUACAGCGCGGAAAAUUUUGAAAGAUUGUCACAACUUUCCGAGUUCAUAGUUCUUAAUAAUAUUGAAGAUAUAAAGGCUUGUAUCUCAAAAUGCAUCAAUAACAAACAAGAACGGAAACCGACUGGCCGGCAAAGACAUAAGACGGCGCCUUUGUAAUAUUAUUCUACUAUUGUGUAAUCGGAUAUCCGCAAAAAUCUCUUUGAGCUUCUGUUUUUUUAUUGACAGAUUAUUUUGAUCUUUAUUUAUUCUAUUUAUGUAAAAGAUUUUUCACAUUGUAUGCUUUAGCUACUUUUUUUUUUCUUUAUAUUAUUCAUCAAUAUUAGAUAUUUCCGUCUUUAUAAACUUCGUAUAAAAAAUGGGUUUGAAGGUGGGUUUGGUUUGUUCUCUCAUAAAAACUAGUAAUUAAGAUUCUAAUUUUGUUCUAGAUAUUCCCGUAUGGCGAUAAUUAUAUAUUCACACUUAUUUUCAGUUUCAAAUUGUGUCCACACUCAUUUCGAAGUGAACUGUUUAUCAUGUCAAUAAGUUUGAAAUAUUUGACUAUCCCUCCUUCCUUUGUAUAUUUCGUUGCUUGAUAUCUUUAUACAUUUUAUUAUUAGUUGUUUGUGUAUUGAGUCUUUGUAUAAUUUUAAUCACAUGUAAAUUAAAUUGUUGAAUGUUUUCGACCAAAUAAAUAUGAAUUAUUACAUUAUUUUAAUCGAUCCAAAUAAAUUUUAAUAAAUAUGUAGUACU
Molecule: messenger RNA, 3120 nt
Organism: Mytilus trossulus (common blue mussel)
Lineage: Eukaryota; Metazoa; Mollusca; Bivalvia; Mytilida; Mytilidae
Product: cytosolic phospholipase A2-like
Exons: 17
Coding region: 124-2547 (807 amino acids)
Biological process (GO): glycerophospholipid catabolic process
Cellular component (GO): cytosol
Molecular function (GO): calcium-dependent phospholipid binding; calcium ion binding
Source: RefSeq, a predicted model, not a curated record